Molecule: messenger RNA, 2190 nt
Organism: Tarenaya hassleriana
Lineage: Eukaryota; Viridiplantae; Streptophyta; Magnoliopsida; Brassicales; Cleomaceae
Product: protein REDUCED WALL ACETYLATION 1
Exons: 17
Coding region: 269-1885 (538 amino acids)
Biological process (GO): xyloglucan metabolic process; xylan biosynthetic process; plant-type secondary cell wall biogenesis
Cellular component (GO): Golgi apparatus
Molecular function (GO): acetyltransferase activity
Source: RefSeq, a predicted model, not a curated record
AAUAAGUCGUUGUCUCUAACCUGUUGAAAGCCGAAAAGCAACAUACGGAGCAACCGCUCGCCGGCGAUCGAAAACGACGCCCCUUCCGCCGUCUUUCUCUACUCUUCAAGCAAACCUCUUCACAUCUCUCUCUCUCUCUCUCUGAUAUUUAUGAUCGUCUCGUAGAGAUCACUUUCUCAUCUCUCUCCACCUCCUUCGUCCUAGUCAGAUCACUCUCUGUUUCCCUGUUGUCGAUCUCUAUUCCGAGUUUUCGCUUAAGAUCCCUUAAAUGGCGGAUCCGGGGCCGAUUACGCCGGGCCAGGUAUCUUUUCUUCUGGGGGCAGUUCCGAUUUUCGUUGGGUGGUUAUACUCGGAGCUUCUUGAGUACAAGAAAUCUAUGUUUCCCUCAAAACCUCAUUCAGAUCUGGUUGACUUGGAAGGGGCAGCAGACAAGGGCAGCGACAAAACCGAUUUGCUUGAGGGAGGUCUUGCCCGGUCAACAUCUGCAAGGUUUCAUAACUCAUCCAUCAGAAUGAACUUAAUCAGGUUUUUGAGUAUGGAAGAUUCUUUCUUGAUGGAAAACCGAGCAACUUUGAGAGCAAUGUCGGAGUUUGGCGCAAUCCUAAUAUAUUUCUAUAUAUGUGAUCGCACAAAUUCGCUAGGAGAUUCUACCAAGAAUUACAACCGCGACCUUUUCCUCUUUCUGUACAUUCUUCUCAUCAUAGUUUCGGCAAUGACUUCUCUCAAGAAACAUAUUGACAAGUCACCGAUAACUGGAAAAUCUAUUCUUUACCUUAAUCGUCACCAGACCGAAGAGUGGAAAGGAUGGAUGCAGGUUCUGUUCUUGAUGUACCACUAUUUUGCUGCGGCAGAGCUUUACAACGCAAUUCGUGUGUUCAUUGCUGCUUAUGUCUGGAUGACAGGAUUUGGAAACUUCUCAUAUUACUAUGUCAGAAAGGAUUUUUCUCUCGCACGUUUUGCUCAGAUGAUGUGGAGGUUGAAUUUCUUUGUAGCAUUUUGCUGUAUUGUUCUCAACAAUGAGUAUAUGCUGUAUUACAUCUGUCCGAUGCACACUCUCUUCACCGUAAUGGUCUAUGUAGCUCUGGGUAUCUUCAGCAAGUAUAAUGAGAUCGGAUCAGUGAUGGCUGUGAAGAUUUUUUCAUGUUUCCUCUUCGUUUUCUUGAUGUGGGAAAUUCCUGGAGUUUUUGAAAUAUUCUGGGGUCCUUUAACUUUUUUCCUAGGUUACACUGACCCUGCAAAGCCCGAUCUUUCUAGACUGCAUGAAUGGCACUUCAGAUCAGGCCUUGAUCGCUACAUAUGGAUCAUCGGGAUGAUUUAUGCCUAUUUCCACCCGACUGUGGAGAAAUGGAUGGAAAAAUUGGAGGAGUGUGAAACCAAGAAAAGGCUCUCAAUCAAGACUGGCAUAGUUACUGCUUCUAUAGUUGUAGGAUACUUGUGGUAUGAAUGUAUAUACAAGCUGGAAAAAGCCGCAUACAACAAGUAUCAUCCAUACACUUCAUGGAUCCCCAUAACUGUUUACAUAUGCCUUCGGAAUUUCACCCAGCAGCUUCGAUGUUUCUCCUUGACCCUUUUCGCGUGGCUUGGAAAGGUCACUCUAGAGACUUACAUUUCCCAAUUUCAUAUCUGGCUGAGAUCAAACAUGCCAAACGGGCAACCGAAGUGGCUUCUCUCCAUUAUACCGGAAUACCCGUUACUCAACUUCAUGCUCACUACUGCAAUUUACAUCCUUGUAUCUCAUCGUGUGUUCGAGCUGACCAACACCCUCAAGAUGGUUUUCGUACCCACAAAAGAUAACAAGAGGCUGCUCUCUAACAUUAUAGCCGGCUUUGCCAUCGCCAUGUCUCUCUAUUGCUUCUCAUUCAUUAUUCUUCAGAUUCAUCAAUGACCUAGAAAUACAUGGGAUUCCAAACAAUAAUACAGGGAGUUUCAGAAGCGGUCUCCGCCAUUUUUUUGAUGGAAUAUUCAGCCUGAGGGGUCCGUACAACAAAACCAGAACCCCAGAUGCCAACGUCGCUUCGCCAAAUUGGCAGACCAUUUCGAAGUCUUUACAAGUCUUUGUUACUUCUGCUGGUGACACGUCACUGUAAUGGGUCCCACAAAAAUGUAUAGUAAUGCUAAUGUGAUGUUGAAACCUUGUUAAAUUGGAAAAAGGAAAGAGAAAUAUAUGCGAGAUUUCUGUUGUGUUGCUUC